This is a messenger RNA of Ipomoea nil (Japanese morning glory), 2462 nucleotides long. RefSeq names its product subtilisin-like protease SBT1.9. Gene Ontology annotation, biological process: proteolysis. Gene Ontology annotation, molecular function: serine-type endopeptidase activity. Lineage: Eukaryota; Viridiplantae; Streptophyta; Magnoliopsida; Solanales; Convolvulaceae. The coding region runs from base 23 to 2314 and encodes 763 amino acids. The transcript has a single exon. The record is from RefSeq and is a predicted model, not a curated record.
GUGAGAAAAAAAAUAAAAAAAAAUGGGUGGGCUUAAAGGCAUUCCUCUUAUCAUCCUAUUUGUAUUGGUUUCCUUUCAAGAAUAUUUAGUUUCAUCAAACAAAGUCACCUACAUUGUCCACAUGGAUAAGGCAUUUAUGCCCAAAUCUUUUGUCAGUCACGACCAUUGGUACAACUCUGUUGUUAACUCUGCAAAACUCGAAAAAACAACCUCAGACGACCAACACAAUCCGACCAGGCUUCUCUACACUUACGACCAUACGCUUCAUGGUUUUAGUGUCGUGUUGUCCGAGGAAGAAUUCGAAUCUCUCAAGGAAUCUCCGGGGUUUGUGUCGGCUUACAAAGACAAGACUGUGACGCUUGACACAACCCAUACUUUUGAGUUUCUGUCUCUCAAUUCCGCCACGGGGCUGUGGCCGGCGUCGGACUAUGGCCGGGACGUGAUCGUCGGCGUCAUUGAUACCGGCGUGUGGCCGGAGAGUGCGAGCUUUAGAGAUGAUGGGUUGGGGGAAAUUCCGGCGAGGUGGAAAGGGGAGUGUGAAGAAGGAGAACAGUUUGAUCCUUCCUUGUGUAACAAGAAACUGAUCGGCGUUCGGUACUUCAAUAAGGGAGCUAUGGCGGCGAAUCCGAACGUUACGAUAGUCAUGAACUCCGGGAGGGACGUUGAAGGCCACGGCACGCAUACGUCUUCCACGGCCGCCGGAAACUACGUGGAUGAGGCGUCGUUCUUCGGGUACGCCUCCGGGACGGCGCGUGGGAUCGCGCCGAGAGCUCGGGUGGCUAUGUAUAAGGUGAUUUGGGAAGAAGGGCGGUAUGCUUCCGAUGUUCUCGCCGGAAUAGACCAGGCGGUUGCCGACGGCGUUGAUGUGAUCUCCAUUUCCAUGGGGUUUGAUUUUUCUCCGUUGUAUGAAGACCCCAUUGCCAUUGCCGCUUUUGGCGCCAUGGAAAAGGGCGUUCUUCUUUCUUCCUCCGCCGGAAAUGCCGGCUCCGGGCUCGGAAACUUACACAAUGGAAUCCCGUGGGUUCUCACCUCCGCCGCCGGCUCCAUUGACCGGUGGUUGGCCGGAACUUUGAUUCUAGGAAACGGUGAAGAAAUCCUCGGAUGGACAUCUUUCCCGGCGAGCGCUAUUGUCAUGAAUCAACCGCUAAUUUACAAUCAAACAAUAUCCGCCUGCAAUUCAUCUCAGCUACUCUCCGAAUACGACGGGAUAAUAAUCUGUGACAACAUAGGAUCAUUCAUGUCCCAAAUCCGCGUCAUCGCAAACUCCAAGGUCCCAGCCGCCAUUUUCAUCUCCGACGACCCUGAAAUCUUCAAUUUCAACGAUUUCCCAUACCCCGGAGUCGUAAUUUCCCCGGCAAAUUCCUACAACCUCAUUAACUACGCUAAAAACGGCGCUAACCCCUAUGGCACCAUAAAAUUUCAGCAGACAUUUCUGGGCACUAAAUCUCACCCUGUGGUGGCCACCUACACUUCCAGAGGGCCGGCCCCGAGCUACCCGGGGAUCUUGAAACCGGACAUAAUGUCGCCGGGGACAUUAGUAUUAGCAGCCUGGGUUCCGACAUUAUACGCGUCUUACAUUUCCCCUGACAUAGAAUUAUCCAGCCCAUUCAACAUGAUCUCCGGGACAUCCAUGUCCUGUCCCCAUUCUUCCGGCAUUGCGGCUCUCCUUAAAGGCGCGCACCCGGAGUGGAGCCCGGCGGCGAUCCGGUCCGCCAUGGUUACAACUGCAAAUCCAUAUGAUAACACUAAUAAGCCCAUUAAAGAUCCCGCCUUUAACUUCACCUCUGCUUCUCCCCUCUCCAUGGGAGCCGGUCAGGUUGAUCCAAAUUCUGCACUUAACCCAGGGCUGAUUUAUGAUGCCACUCCCCAGGAUUACGUCAAUCUUCUCUGUUCCAUGAAUUUCACCAAAACCCAGAUCCUCACCAUCACCAGAUCAAAGAAUUACACCUUCGAAAACCCGAAUUCUGAUCUCAAUUACCCCUCCUUCAUUCUCCUGUACCCGGUUAAUCAAUCUAGAAGUGAAUCUGGGUAUGGGAUUAGAAGGACAUUUGUGAGGACUGUCACAUAUGUUGGAGAUGGCCCCGCAACUUUCACAGUUCAUGUCUCGGGUCCUAGGAAUUCCCAGGUUGAAAUACAGAACGGAAAUCUUUCCUUCAAGAACAAGUACGAGGAGGCGGAAUAUAAGCUCGUUUUAACCUACCUGGGGAAUCAAACUGGGGAAGUUGAGUUUGGUUCUUUGACUUGGAUUGAUGAGAGUGGUAAGUAUAAAGUGAGGAGCCCCAUCGCCGUGGCGCCUAUGAUCCCGACAUGGUGAUUUCUUGGUCGCAUACAUUAAUUAACCUGUUUCUCUACGUUAAUAAUUUGUUUAGUUUACUCACACUUUGGUCUGUUUGUUUUUCUUACACUUAGAUUCUGAUUCAGUAACAAAGUUGUUCGAAUGUUGUUUGGAUUUCAUUUUUAUG